AAAAAAAAUUAGAGAACCAUAAAAGCAUCCAGAAAUAGAAACCAUGUCCUUCAAUUAAGCAAAUGUGUUUAUCUUUCUCUCUUUCCUCUUCGGUUCAGCUAUAUAAAUAAAUAGCUUCAACUUUUGUUAUUGUAUAUUGUUUCUGUUAUCUCUCUCUAUUAUAUCUGUAAAACUAUGGAAACCAUAAGUGGGUUGAUGGCAUUUGACAUGGGAGAGCUAAGAAACAACCUUCCCAACAAGAGAGGAUUGUCAAGGUACUACUCAGGGAAAGCAAGAUCAUUUGUUUGUAUCUUUGAUGUAAAAUGCCUUGAAGAUCUCAAGAAACCAACCCAACUUCUUGAUAUUGAUGAUGAUGAUGAUGCGUACACGAAGAGGAAGAAGAAGAAUAGGCAAUCAUCUUCAUCCUCAUUUUCUGCUGCUGUGAACAGCAAUGUUAACUAUCAAAACUAUCCUUGUCGUAGAGUUUCUAGUAGCACCCAUUGUUCCUCACCUUGUAUGCCCAAGCAAAAAGCUCAAAAGAAACAACUCAAAUCAUAUAAACUCAAACACAUCAACAGAACAAUUCAAGAGGGAGAUGCGGUGUUGAUGCGAUCUUCUGAGCCAGGGAAGCCGUCGUACGUGGCUCGCGUGGAGGCGAUUGAGACGACGGAUGCGGCGCGUGGAGCCAACGCGAGGGUUCGUGUGAGGUGGUAUUACCGUCCCGAGGAGUCUAUGGGAGGGAGGAGGCAGUUUCAUGGAGCUAAAGAGGUGUUCUUAUCGGAUCACUAUGAUUUGCAGAGCGCUGAUACGAUUGAAGGGAAGUGUAAGGUUCAUAGUUUUGGGAGCUAUACUAAACUCAGUUCUGUGGGAAACGACGAUUUCUUUUGUCGUUUUGAGUAUAAUUCUGCAACUGGGGGUUUUAAUCCCGACAGAGUCGCAGUAUUCUGUAAGUGUGAGAUGCCGUACAACCCUGAUGAUUUGAUGGUGCAAUGCGAGGAUUGUUCUGAGUGGUUUCAUCCUUCUUGUAUAGGGACAACAAUAGAGGCAGCUAAAAAGCUUGAUCACUUCUACUGUGAAGAGUGUUCCCCAGAAGAGCAGAGUUUGGACAACUCUAUUUCAACUUCCAAAAACACGGAUGCUAAGGUGAAUAGAAAGCGCAGCCUGGAGGUAAGCAAGACGAGGAACAAACACACAAAGCGAUCAGGUUAA
Molecule: messenger RNA, 1188 nt
Organism: Eruca vesicaria subsp. sativa (arugula)
Lineage: Eukaryota; Viridiplantae; Streptophyta; Magnoliopsida; Brassicales; Brassicaceae
Source: the annotation of a GenBank genome assembly